This is a messenger RNA of Striga asiatica, 321 nucleotides long. The record is from the annotation of a GenBank genome assembly. Lineage: Eukaryota; Viridiplantae; Streptophyta; Magnoliopsida; Lamiales; Orobanchaceae.
AUGAGGACAACUAUUGCCGGAAUUUUUACAGGCCCACAGACUCUUCCCUUGGCCGUCAAGAUUUCCGCCAAAGAUAGAAACUCCGUUGACCCCCACGAACUUCAACCAGUACUCCCUAUUCCCGAGAACCUCGUAAUUCGAGGGAGCCACAAGAGUCCCGUCGAUGUGAAUCGCGAUGGCCUUCCUCUUGCAGGUGCGGCCAUAAAAAAUCACGGCCCCCAAGUGGUACCUCCCCUCGGGCACAUAAAUAAUGGCUGCGGGCCCCAGAUAGGCGCAGGCCCGGUUCCACGCCUGCAGAAAGGCCCACUUGGAGUCGGAUAG